AUGGCUCCCUCCGCAACAGUAGAUGCGCUAGCAAGUGCUUUAGUUGCACGUUUUCUGCGCGCGAAGGGCUAUUCCGAAACAUUGGAAGCUUUUAUCCGCGAAGCUGAACUUGCUCCGGACGUGGGGCAGAUCUCGGGCGAUGAUACCAACAACUGGACCAUCCACAGCCUGCUUGAGGAAAAAGAAACCUAUGAUCAAACCGUAUCGUUCGAACGAUAUGGCGCGAAUGGUCAACAGGCGGCUCUCUGGACCGAACCUGCACCAUCGAACCCGGUUAUUGUCCAAACACCAUCAUCAUCAAAUAUUCUCGCUGCAUCGGUAGAGCAAUGGCAAAACCCCAGUGGCGAUGCCGCUGAAGCCGCUGCAGAUGGCGCACCAGCACAGUCUUAUAUCGUCUCCACAGGAGCAGAUAGACAAGUCCAUGUACUCAAAACAGCACAAAACAACGCGGCUGUCACCUCGUUCUCAAGUCUGUCAGAUUCACCCGUGCUCUCAUUUCUGUCGAUCCUGCAGGGUCGGUACAUCCUCAUGACCAACAUGACCGGCCGACUACUUCUCCAGCAUGGAUCACAAAUGCUAGAUAGCAGAAAAGAUCAUGCAAAAUACGCAGUCAAAGUGGUAACAUACCAAGACAAAGCAGAUCCAUCCAAGUGGUGGGUUGCUACCGCCGGAUGGGACGAGAGUGUUAUGUUAUAUUGUCUCGAUAUCCCGGACGAAGCAGAUGCAUCGGCUCUAAAGAUUGGUGAACCAGUUGCACGCAUCAAGCUCACUUCGAAUCCGGAAUCACUACUAUUCGUUCCGCAUGUCGAUACCAACGAGCUGCUUCUCUUAGUCUCGCGCAGAGACUCGACUUCUAUCUACUAUUACGAAGUGGGAGCGGGUUCGGAAGAAGCCGAUGCCACUCAAGCAAAUGACGGACAGUCUGAACAGUCGCCACGAGAAGCUCGCCUCCUCGGAACUCAGAACCUGGCUCCUCAUUCCAAUGCUUGGACUACGUUCUCACCGGCGCACAUGGCGCUCAGUCCGCACGAUUCAGGCCUUCUAGCAGUAGCCACGUCGACGCUGCCCCAUCUGAAAGUCAUUAUCGUGCGUUUACUAUUUCCAACAAGAAAGAUAGUGGAGCAAAGCAGCCCGGCUGCUUUGGAAGACCGGUUGACUCAGGCUACUCAAGCAAUGGCUGCCCUGGACAUACAGAACCGCGAGGAUGCUGCUAUCCUCGUUCAAGCGAACACCUUUGCACCGCAGACUGCUUAUUCCUCGCCGCAGGUGGCGUGGCGGCCUAAUGGGUCUGGAGUCUGGGUUAAUGGAGAUGAUGGUGUUGUCCGUGGUAUUGAGACGAAGACGGGGAAGGUUAUCGCUACGUUGAAGGGUGGUCAUGAGCCAGGUUGCAAGGUGAGGACUGUUUGGUCCGGGUAUGUUAGUGUACCUCAGGAAUCGGGAGAUCCGAUCCAGGAGGAAUGGGUUAUUAGUGGUGGGUUUGAUAAACGACUGGUUGUUUGGAAGGUAUGA
Messenger RNA from Penicillium bovifimosum, 1509 nucleotides. RefSeq lists its product as uncharacterized. The coding region runs from base 1 to 1509 and encodes 502 amino acids. Gene Ontology annotation, molecular function: protein binding. The record is from RefSeq and is a predicted model, not a curated record. The transcript is spliced from 2 exons. Lineage: Eukaryota; Fungi; Ascomycota; Eurotiomycetes; Eurotiales; Aspergillaceae.